Molecule: messenger RNA, 1591 nt
Organism: Capsicum annuum
Lineage: Eukaryota; Viridiplantae; Streptophyta; Magnoliopsida; Solanales; Solanaceae
Product: ribonucleoside-diphosphate reductase small chain A
Exons: 10
Coding region: 142-1251 (369 amino acids)
Biological process (GO): deoxyribonucleotide biosynthetic process
Molecular function (GO): oxidoreductase activity
Source: RefSeq, a predicted model, not a curated record
UAGUAACUAGUCGGUUUAUAAAUAUUGCCGGAGGGUUUUUGUAGGGGUUUUUCACAAGGGUUACAUAAAAAACCUUUCAAUUUCACAUAUAAUUUUGUUAAGUGUAUCUGUAAAGGAGUGGUAGAGAUACGAAGUUGAAAAAUGGGUUCUUUGAGAAAAGGAACACAAAGGGUAUUGCUAUUGCAUGAAGAAGAGGAAGGAGAAGAAGAACCAAUCUUGAAAGAACAACCCCAAAAGUACUGCACUUUUCCUAUUACAUACCCACAACUUUGGGAAAUGUACAAGAAAGCACAAGCCGGUUUCUGGACUGCUGAGGAGGUAGACCUGUCUCAGGAUUUGCAGCAAUGGGAAGGCUUAUCUGAAUCUGAAAAGCACUUCAUCAGUCAUGUUUUGGCAUUUUUUGCCGCAUCAGAUGGAAUUGUUUUGGAAAAUUUGGCUGCUAGGUUUCUGAAUGAUGUGCAAAUUCAAGAGGUAAAGUUGCUGCCAUGUGACCAGGAGGUCACGGGUUCAAGCAUUGGAAACAGCCUCUGGCAGAAAUGCAAGGCACGCGCAUUUUAUGGUUUUCAAAUUGCAAUGGAAAAUAUUCACUCGGAGAUGUACAGCUUGCUUCUGGAGACUUAUAUCAAGGACUCAAGGCAGAAAAAUAAGCUUUUUAAUGCAAUUGAAAGCAUUCCUUGCGUCUCACAAAAGGCCAAGUGGGCUUUGAAUUGGAUACAGAGUUCCAGCUCAUUUGCUGAGAGGCUCGUAGCUUUUGCAUGUGUUGAAGGAAUUUUCUUUUCAGGAAGCUUUUGUGCUAUCUUUUGGCUGAAAAAGAGAGGUUUGAUGCCAGGAUUGACUUUUUCAAAUGAGCUCAUUUCUAGGGAUGAGGGUCUCCAUUGUGACUUUGCUUGCCUUCUAUAUAGUUUUAUCCGAAAGCAAUUGACUAGGCAAAAGGUUCAUCAAAUUGUGAGUGAAGCUGUCGAAAUUGAAACUGAAUUUGUCUGUGAUGCUCUUCCCUGUGCAUUGAUUGGCAUGAAUGCAGAACUAAUGAGCCGGUACAUAAAGUUUGUUGCCGAUCGCCUCCUGGUUGCCUUAGGGUAUGCCAAGAAGUAUAAUGUUGAAAACCCCUUUGAUUGGAUGGAGUUUAUUUCGCUUCAGGGCAAAGCCAACUUCUUUGAGAGAAGAGUUGGUGACUAUCAAAAGGCUUCUGUGAUGUCAAGCUUGCAAGACAAUGGCAAGAAUUUUGAGUUCAAACUGGAUGAAGACUUUUAGAGUUUUUCCCCUUUUGUUGUGCCCUCAGUAAGAGUUUUUAUUUCCUCUAGCAUCACCUUGAUGCUGAAAGAUGGCAUCGUUUUGUGGUAUUAUUCAUUAAGGAUCAUAUUGUUUAUAGUCCAUACCUUUUACUAAUCACUUUUAGAAGGGUAAUUGAUUGCCUUCAUGUGAAGAAAAAGUUAAGUGUAUUUGUCAAACCUGAUAAUUUUUGUAGUUAUGAUUAUUGGGUAGACUUUGAAAACUAUGUGAAAUUAGUUGGCCAUUCACUUGUUGCCUAGUAGGGAUAAAGCUAUUGAAAAUCAUCUUUAGGUGGAUUGGCUCAAUCAUCAUUAUGUUUUCA